Messenger RNA from Arabis nemorensis, 441 nucleotides. Lineage: Eukaryota; Viridiplantae; Streptophyta; Magnoliopsida; Brassicales; Brassicaceae. The record is from the annotation of a GenBank genome assembly.
AUGGUGAUCAAAGAAACAUGGAAGCUUCAUCCUCCAACACCUCUUCUACUUCCAAGAGAAGUAAUGUCUGAAUUUGAGAUCAAUGGCUACACGAUUCCAGUCAAGACACGGCUUCAUGUGAAUGUUUGGGCUAUUGGGCGUGAUCCGGAUACUUGGAAAGAUCCAGAGAUGUUUCUCCCAGAGAGGUUUAUGGCUAACAAUAUUGAGGCAAAAGGACAAAACUUUAAACUGUUAUCAUUCGGGAGUGGUAGAAUCUGCCCUGGAAUGUACAUGGGGACAACAAUGGUGGAGUUUGGUCUGGCGAAUAUGUUGUAUCAUUUUGACUGGAAACUACCAGAAGGCAUGGCCCUCGAAGAUAUCGAUAUGGAAGAAGCUCCUGGACUUACUGUGAGCAGAAAAAGUGAGCUUCUACUUGUUCCUGUGAAGUACUUUGAUCACUGA